AAUGGGUUCUAGAGAUUUAAUUAGCCGCCUACCAGAUGAGGUUCUUGGCAAAAUCCUGUCUUUGCUUCCGACAAAACGUGCUGCUUCCACAUCUGUUCUGUCAAAGAGUUGGAGGAAUCUGCUUUCUCUUGUAGAUAAACUCGAUUUGAAUGACGUAAUAGAUUGUGAUUCCAGUGGCUUUUGUGAUUUCGUGGACAAUAUGCUAUCUCUCUUGAACAAUUCUCCCACCUUGAAAAGAUUCUCUCUGAAACUAGAGGAUUCAUCGCAUGAAAAUUCUCGUGUGAAUAGUUGGAUUCGCACUGCUCUUGAGCGAGGCUGCUUGGAACUUCACUUGGAUCUCGUAUGUUUGGAUACUAUAGAAAUCGAAGGCUUCACUAGCAAUACACUGGUUAACCUCACAAUAUGCGGUGGGCUUUUUCCUGACGAACAUCUUCCUCCUAGUGGAAGCGUGAUGUUCCCACUUGUCAAACAACUCUCUCUCGUUUCAGUGAUGUUUCGAGAGUUUGAGAAUUAUCAGGAUCUCAUCUCUGGCUGCCCUGUUCUUGAUGACUUGUUCCUACAUUUUAGUGAGGAUAAGUUUCCUCCGAACUGGAGUGGCGCCGUGUUGAGUCCUUCCAUCAAGAGACUGACCAUAUAUCACCAUUUUCCAAGUUACCGUGAGGCUCAGGACGAUGUUCUUUUUAAUACACCCAAUCUUUUGUACCUUGACUAUUAUAGUUAUGUGGCAGACCAGUAUGAGGUUUAUUUGGGCUCUCUUGUAGAAGCUAGACUGAAUAUUCGAUUAUGGGAGCGUCGAUUUAUGAAUGAUGAUGAGGAUAGUGACACAGAGAAUGAUGAUGAUGAUAAUGGUGAUCAUACAGAGAAGGAUGUCGAUGAUCAUAAUGAUGAUGAUGAAAAUGGUGAUACAGAAAAGGAUGAUGAGAAUGGUGAUACAGAGAAGGGUGAUGAUGAUGAUAAUAAUAAUGAUGAUGAGAAUGGUGAUACAGAGAAAGAUGAUGAGAAUGGUGAUACAGAGAAGGGUGAUGAUGAUGAUGAUGAUGAUGAUGAUGAUGAUGAUGAUGAUGAUGAUGAUGAUGAGGAGGAGGAGGAGGAGGAGAGUGUGGGUGAUGUUACGGAUCUAGUUAAAGGGAUAAGCAAUGUUAAGACUCUUCACUUGUCCUACGAUUCUCUUGAGGUGUUUUACUUUUGUUGUAAAUCAAUUCCGGUGUUUCACAACCUUGUUACUUUAUCUUUUGAGAGUAACAAAAACAGAGGCUGGCAAGUGGUGCCACUUAUCCUCAGCAACUCUCCAAACCUAGAAACUCUAGUCAUCAAGGGUCUUGUGCACGAAGUUACAGAUGGAUGUGGAAACGCAUGCCCUUGCACCCCUAAGAAGAAAAGUAAGAAGAAGAAGAAGAUUGAUGAGGAAAUAUGUUGUUUACAAUGCAUAGAUUUUGAACUCCUCGAGGCUUUUAUGCGCGGGCUUGUUGUAUAUAGAAGUGGAAACAAACCCCCUUGCAUCCACAAGAAGAGGGUAGAGGAAGAAGUACGUCGUUUAUCGACAUGUCGAGUGAAGGUCCUAAGUAUUUCAGGGUAUAGAGGAACUCGUAGAGAGCUGGAUCAAAUGAGACAUUUCUUGGGGAAUUUGAAAUGUCUUGAAACUGUCAAGGUUGGUGUUAAAGUGAAUCAUGACCGAGAAGACAACAAUGAUGGUUAUAGUAGGUACAUGAGAAUAACUAAUGCUCUUAUGAAGCUUCCCAGAGUUUCAACAAACUGUCAGAUCCAUUUCUUUUAAUUUUUAUCAUUUUCCUCCUUAUAUUUAUUUGAAUUGUUGCAAAACCUUCUUUGUUAGAUUGUUGCAAACAUUAGUAAUCAAAAUCUAAUUUUAUUAUA
Capsella rubella is the source of this 1872-nucleotide messenger RNA. RefSeq names its product F-box/LRR-repeat protein At2g29930. The record is from RefSeq and is a predicted model, not a curated record. Gene Ontology annotation, molecular function: protein binding. Bases 2 to 1774 code for a protein of 590 amino acids. Lineage: Eukaryota; Viridiplantae; Streptophyta; Magnoliopsida; Brassicales; Brassicaceae. The transcript has 4 exons.